CAGAAUUACGGGAAAUGCAGUUACUUGAAACACCUAUAUUGGCGAGUUACAUUUUAUCAAUGUCCGACUAGUACUUGAAAACCAAUUCACAGAAGGAAUGUCAAUGCGGAAAAAGCCCUUUAGUUUACAGACUUAUCGUAGAACGAAGCCGAGACCUGGCGUAGUGACGCAACAGUGUAUGAAUCACCUUCGACUUCGUGCGACAGCAGUAGCGACCGAGCUGCAGCGGAGCACACAUAGUGGCAGUGUAGAGAAGCGCGCGCCCUCUCUUUCUGUCGCAGGGAAGCCAAUCUUACGGUCGCUUACGGUGGCGCAACUGGUUGGGAAACAGAACACAUCGUUGAGAGCACUUAACCUAUAGCGUAUCAGGUAAAUACAUUGCAUGAUUGUUAACCUAAUGAUGUAGGUUAUGUCAGUGUCGUUUGACAUAGUAAGUAAUCGAGAACUGACGGUUUAUUCUGUUUUACGGUCGUAGGUAACAAAACAAAAGCUGCGUGGAAAGCGUGUUUUGAGAUUACUGUUUGUUGAUGUCAACUAACUUCAGGGAGAGUAUCGAGGCGUCUGUUCAAAAUGUUCAACAUGAAGAUCUAUCAGCAAGCGUGGCUUUGAAGAGAGAAUCCGAGGAGGGCGGGCUAAGUCCGCCUCGACGAAAAAAAUUACGGGAAUCAAACACAACAAUGCACGGAAUUGGAAAUGGCGACAUGCAACAUACUGAUGUAUCUGAAGUCGCCGAGGCCUCCAGCGGUAAAAAGAUCGCCGGUGACCUUCAAGAAGAUUCUUCCGAAGACACCCCUAAGGUAAAAGACAAGCAAGACCAAGAUAUUAUACGACUGAUAGGUCAUUAUUUAAGAGCUAUUGGGCUUGAUCGCAGUGCUGAGCUGUUAACUCAAGAAUCAGGAUGCUCUUUGGAUCACCCAGCAGCUCUUAGAUUUUGUGAACAUAUAAUGCAAGGAAGCUGGGGCGAAGUGGAUAAGGAUUUAUUAGAUAUAAAAGGUCUGCUUGACGGAGCUUCAGAAACUUGGAGUAAAGUGAAGUUUAUGGUAUGUGAGCAGAAGUUUUUGGAAUUCUUGGACGACGGAAGAGUCAUGGCUGCCGUGAAUGUACUACGCGAAGAGUUGACGCCUCUCCAAUAUAACACGAGUCGUGUUCACACAUUAAGUACAUUCAUGAUAUGUGAGAGCUGGGAAUUGCGAAGUCGUGCAAUGUGGGAUGGUAAAGGCGAAAAAACUAGAGCUCAACUGAUAGAGAAAGUGCGGGAAUGCCUGCCACCAACUAUUAUGCUUCCUCCUGGAAGAUUGUUGACACUAUUAAAUCAGGCUGUAGAACACCAAAAAAGUGAAUGUUUGUUUCACAAUACAUCACUGGACGGAUUGAAUCAUGUCUCCCUCCUUGUAGAUCAUCGCUGCACGGCCGAACAGCUUCCAUGCGAAACAAAUCAGUUAAUUCAUGAUCACUCCGAUGAGGUGUGGUUUUGUAAGUUUUCUCCAAAUGGGCUGAAGCUGGCUACUGCCUCCAAAGAUUCAACAGUAAUAAUUUGGGACGUCCAUGUAUUAACACUAACCUGCACUCGUUCAGUAGUUUUGGACGAUCAUCCCUUUGGGAUCGCGUACAUUGCAUGGAGUCCAGAUAGCAAUUCCAUUAUCGCAUGCGGUCGUGAAGGAUGUUCAGAAGCUUGGAUAUGGAAAUUACAAGGGGAAGAGCCCACAGGACACGUUUUCCAAGCUCCAGAAGAUUCGUUAACUGCUUGUGCAUGGUACGGAAACGGCGAGAGUUUUGUGGUUGGAGGUUCUCGAGGUCAUUGUUAUCAUUGCGAUUCGGAAGGGCGUGUAUUGGAUAGUCGAGAGGGAGUCAGGGUCACCUGUUUGUGGUGUCAGAAGGAUGGUACCACAAUGUUAGCCGCUGACACCCAUCAUCGCCUACGAAGUUUUUCGUUCGACGACACACCAGAUAACCUCAUUUUGACAGAAGACUAUCCCAUCAUGGCUUUCACGGUAAACUCAAAUGAUCGUUUAGCACUACUGAAUAUUGCUAAUCAAGGAAUUAACCUAUGGGAUUUGAAGGAUCACAUUUUAAUUCGCAAAUUUCAAGGUGCUUUACAAGGUUUGUUUACUAUCAAUAGUUGUUUUGGAGGAGUAAAUGAAGAUUUUAUUGCAAGUGGCAGUGAAGAUGGAAGAGUUUGCAUAUGGAACAUCAAAAAAGAGGUCCCUCUUGUUUCAUUAACAGGUCAUACAGGAACUGUGAAUUGUGUCAGUUGGAAUCCUGUGUUUCACCAAAUGUUGGCUUCUGCAUCAGAUGAUCGAACUGUGAGAAUAUGGACUCCAGCUUGCGUUUCUAGCAAUUUGUCCCAAGAACCUGAAAAAAACUGUAGCAGCUCUUCUGUGGAGGCUACAGAAUCGCAGCAAUUGUUGACACAUGUAUUGGGUGACAGAACUGUCAGAGUUCUAGGAUCUUCCAACAUGCAGUGCAUAGUUCCGCAGGGAUCUGAAACUAGUCGCAAUAGUCCUCCUGGGGAAAAUUCUUCUUCACUUCAACCAAUGGAUAUAAGUGUUCCGAACCUUGAUUUUGUUCCAGUAAUGGCUUCUUAA
This is a messenger RNA of Gryllus bimaculatus (two-spotted cricket), 2585 nucleotides long. The record is from the annotation of a GenBank genome assembly. Lineage: Eukaryota; Metazoa; Arthropoda; Insecta; Orthoptera; Gryllidae.